AUCACGGGGCGUGUGUCUUGCUGGGACACAGUGGAGGGCUAAGCUUUGGUUCGCGGAGCGGUCGGGUGUAUUCUCUGCACGCCCCCACGCCCUCGAGGCCCCGGCACCCGACCCAACGGCGGAGGCGGCCAGCGCUUCCCGUGGCACCCUCGCGCACCGGAUCGCUCCUCGCUGGGGCGGGACCUGGCCCGGCGGCUCCGGUCACUAUGAGUGAAACAUCUUUCAACCUAAUAUCAGAAAAAUGUGACAUUCUAUCAAUUCUUCGGGAUCACCCUGAAAAUAGGAUUUACCAGAGGAAAAUCCAGGAACUCAGCAAAAGGUUCACCGCGAUCCGCAAGACCAAAGGGGACGGAAACUGCUUCUACCGGGCCUUGGGCUAUUCCUACCUGGAGUCCCUGCUGGGAAAGAGCAGAGAGAUCCUCAAGUUCAAAGACCGUGUACUGCAGACCCCAAACGACCUCCUGGCUGCUGGCUUUGAGGAGCACAAGUUCCGAAACUUCUUUAAUGCUUUCUACAGCGUGGUGGAGCUAGUGGAGAAGGACGGCUCGGUGUCCAGCCUGCUGAAGGUGUUCAACGACCAGAGCGCCUCGGACCGGAUCGUGCAGUUCUUGCGCCUGCUCACGUCGGCCUUCAUCAAGAACCGAGCAGACUUCUUCCGGCACUUCAUUGACGAGGAGAUGGACAUCAAAGACUUCUGCACGCACGAAGUGGAGCCCAUGGCCAUGGAGUGUGACCACAUCCAGAUCACAGCCCUGUCCCAGGCGCUGAACAUCGCCCUGCAGGUGGAGUACGUGGACGAGAUGGACACGGCCCUGAACCAUCACGUGUUCCCCGAGGCUGCCACCCCUUCCGUGUACCUGCUCUAUAAAACAUCCCACUACAACAUCCUCUACGCAGCCGAUAAACACUGAUGAAUUUUAGGCCACGCAGUGAUAUCUGUCACCUAAUGGGACUGCAUUCUGAAUGGAACAUUCCGGCUUUUCAAUUUUUUAAGUGAUCUAGACUGUAGCUAGAAAAUGUACUGCCUUUUGGGCAAAGCCACUGGGAACGAGGUCCACCCAUUCUGGACCGUGGUAACGGGGGUAUUUUUAGUAUUUAUUCUGAUGGAGGAUCAAAUGCUUUCUAAUUCCGGGCCAGGAACUGAGGGCCCCUGACUCUGCACCCCAGUUCCCUGUGAGACGCUGGGUGGGUCACCCACCCUGUUUGGACCUGUUUCUUCAACUGGAGGAGGUUCCUGCCAGCGUUGACAUUCCAUUGUACAAAAAUGGAGUCCUCUGGUUUCUCUUUACCAGAGGUAGUGCCUCUCCGCAGGGGAGGAAAACUCAAGGUCAGCUGUCUUAACUCAAGUGACUGACGUCCUAGGCCUACAAAAAAGGAUACAGUCCAGUCGGUUGUGGGACUGGGCUCUGGCGGGUGGGCUGUUGAGGUCAACUUGAAUGUGACGGCUGCGGUGUGGUUCCAAACAUUCAUGAGGGGUGUGUUUUCCUACCCCUAACUUAAGGAGAAAAAAGACUUUUUUGCCAAAGUCCAGAAAGGGGCCUUUAGCCUUCAGCAUGAAGCUCAAGUUGUUGGGGCCCUUCUACCUCUCUCAGGGCCAGAACUGGCUGUUAGUUUUGGCGGGUAGGCCCUUCAGGUUCUGCUGUCAGCCCCACCUGAAUAGAGGCUUAGGAAGGCUAGGGUCUGAUCCGAAUCUGUGUAUUUCUGUCUGUGACCAGGAAGCUGCAGCUGUCCCUUCGUCCCCAGCAUAUCCUAGAAGUAGAGUCUAGAUACUCAGCCGGGUAGAGAUGUUGGCACGUGCAGCCGAGGAGCCCAGCUGAGCAGAGCAGACGCUUUGCAAGGCUGCCCUAUGGCUUCUUUCUCCCACUCUGCUCUCUUUAUGGGCUGGUGAGGGGACGGGCGGGAAAGAACAGAGACAGCCGUGGAAACUGCCAGUGGGGAGAUUUCCAUCGUGGAAAUUGCCUGGGAACUCUGGGCAGCAGCUCUCUCAUUCAGCCCCCUGGACCUGCCUCCUUAAGUAACCUCCUCACCCUGCUGCCUCAGGACCUCCAAGGGCCCAUCCCUGGGCUGGCAGGCGAGGUGGCAGCAGGGGGAGCCACACACUGGCUGGGCUGAGGCGCUGCUAGCAACCUCUCCGUUUGCAGAAGGAAAGGGAAAAUGCAGGGUGUGGAAUUGCCCUUUGGGGUCCUUCCUUAAUAGAAGGUGGCCUUCUCACAGGUUUCCUUCUGCAGGGAUUUAUGAGACUCUAUUGGUGCUGCUGUAUGAGUCUGCUGACAACCCAACUGCGCACAAGGACUGAGUAGCACACUUCUCAGAGUCCUGUUGACACAAAUGAUGGAUUUGUGUCACUCUUCUGCCUUUGUGAAAAGCCAGUAGCACUCUUCAUGUCAGGGGCUUUAGUUCCAGGCAAGGCCCCUGGUUUCUAUACUGCCUUUGGCUGGAAUUUGGACCAAAGGGCUCCAGCUAAGUGACUAUGUCACUUCUCGACAGGAAUGUAAAUCUGACCCUCAUCCCCGAAUUUGUUCAGUGUCCCAUCCUGGCCUGGGUAGGUGUUGGGGUCUUUGACAAGUACACUGGAAGAGCGGGGAGAGCACACCACAUGUGUGAAUAGCGUCCUCUUUGCCGGGCAAGUCUCCAGGGAAUCCCUGUUGUGUGAACACACACGGCUUCUCUGAGGGGUUGUGAGGUGGCUCCUGGGCCUUCCAGCCGGUCCUCAAGCACAGUGGAAGCCAGCGCUAGCUGCCACUUCUCUGCAUUUGUGGCUUGUGUGGUGGUCUCAGCAGCAGAGCUCUCUGACACAUCAGCUGGAGAAAUUCCCUGUGAGACUUGCCUGUGCCGAGCUUCCAGGCUAGAGAUCCCACUGAGGCUCGCAGGGGACCCUCUUCCUGGCAAAGCAUCCAUCACUUUGGAGUCAGGAUCCCCAAGCUCUGGCAGUGGCAGGCCAAGUCAUUCUCUUGGGCUUAUUUAUCCUCUGCUUUCCCCUUUUUUUCACAAAACCAUUGGCCAAAUUCAAAGCACUGGCCCCAUUCCCUCCACGUUUGCCCUCAGAUCUGUCUCCAGGGGAAGGCGCUGUGGAAGAAGGGGAGUGGCAGGACUGGUACCUUGUUAAAAUCCAGUCAUCUGUGGACAUUCCCUCGCUCGUCCACAGCAGCCAGUCAUUCUGGCAGUCACACUUCCUGGAUAACCCUCCACCCUCACCCUACAGAGCCAUCUCUUUCUACACCAAAAGCUGGAAAGAAGGUUGCUUUGAGAGCUUGCUUUUAUAACUGCAUGUUUACUACUUUCUUUCCAAAGGAAACUUUAUAAAUCAAUAGGAAUAUAGCAACAGGAAGAACACUGGCUCUGCUUUUGACUGGGUUCCUAGUUUAAGCACAAAGGGGCUCUGGAGCCAGACUGCCAGGGCUCAAACCUCAGCUUUGCCACUUACGAGCUGUGUGAUCUUGGCCAGCUCACUUCACCUCUCUGAGUUCCAAAUCCCACAUGUAUGAAGAGGAGACAAAACCUACACAUCACAGGACUAUUGGUUAAAGUGGAAUGAGAUGUGUGAAAACAGCUGGAAUUUCUGACACCUGCAAGUACUGUACAGAUGAGAUGCUCCCGGGCCUACUCUUACCAAAGGCAAACAGAAGGGCACAGCAGGUGGGAAAGCAUGCCACCUCGGCAGUGAUUGUGGCUUCCCCAAACAGUGAGAGCAUCAAGGGACCAUUAGACAAGUCUAAGGGCCAAACACAUUUGCCACCUGAGCAGAAAUGGUGGGGGUGGGUGGUUGCCAGGGGCCCCAGGCCCUAUGGGAUGUGGGCCAAGCCCUACAGCUUCCUGGGCGGGUGAAAAAAUUUUCCUAACAUUAAAAUGGUUUCCAUAA
Molecule: messenger RNA, 3859 nt
Organism: Lemur catta (Ring-tailed lemur)
Lineage: Eukaryota; Metazoa; Chordata; Mammalia; Primates; Lemuridae
Gene: OTUB2
Product: OTU deubiquitinase, ubiquitin aldehyde binding 2
Exons: 6
Coding region: 207-911 (234 amino acids)
Biological process (GO): protein K48-linked deubiquitination; negative regulation of double-strand break repair
Cellular component (GO): nucleus
Molecular function (GO): ubiquitin binding; cysteine-type deubiquitinase activity
Source: RefSeq, a predicted model, not a curated record